Messenger RNA from Candidula unifasciata, 423 nucleotides. NCBI's taxonomy places the organism in Eukaryota, Metazoa, Mollusca, Gastropoda, Stylommatophora, Geomitridae. The record is from the annotation of a GenBank genome assembly.
AUGAAUCAAUCAGAGAAAGUGCCUAUUGACGAAAGUGAUUGUAUCUCGCAAAACUCGACUUAUGACUCUUUGAGUCACAACCUAGUAGAUGUCCUCAACAUAUACGCACCGUUAUUCUUAUCCAUCUGUGGGGUCUUCAGUAAUGUCAUCAACCUGGUCAUUUUCUGGAAACUAAGCCUCAAGGACAGCAUGAGCGUCAGUCUCUUCGCCUUGUCCCUGGCAGACUUUCUCUCGGCCUUCUUGUACACAAUGGUAUGUCUAUGUUAUCUAACCAACAAGUUGUAUCCCUCCAGUAAUAUCGAUGCUUGGGCCCUGGGUUUCUUCGCUUUCGGCUGGAUGGUAAAUGCCAUGUACUUGACCUCUUGCUGGAUCACGGCUAUGAUAACUAUAGAACGAUGUUUUUGUGUAGUUUUUCCCUUUAAA